Molecule: messenger RNA, 231 nt
Organism: Empidonax traillii (willow flycatcher)
Lineage: Eukaryota; Metazoa; Chordata; Aves; Passeriformes; Tyrannidae
Product: keratin-associated protein 5-5-like
Exons: 1
Coding region: 1-231 (76 amino acids)
Source: RefSeq, a predicted model, not a curated record
AUGUCCUGCUGCGGAGGAGGAAACAGCUACUCCGUGACCUGCUACAGCAGCCCCAAGUGCUGCAAGAGGCCCAUGUGCUGCUCGCCCAUGCAGUGCUGCAGCCCCUGCUGCACCCCCUGCUGCAUGCCCAUGCAGUCCUGCUGCAUGCCCAUGACCUGCUGCUACACCAUGAGCAGCAACAACAACGGCUGCUGCGGCGGCAACAACGGCGGCUGCUGCGGCGGCAACUGA